AACUGUAUCUACAUCUUACCAAUAAACAAUAUUGACAAAUGCUUGCCAGAAGCCACAUUUUGAAGGCAUUACAACUAAUUUCCGAACUUCAUCUUAAUCCAGUAACUAUUUUGACGAAAAUGUCCAAGCCAUAUUCGCUGCAGUGUACCAAGGCCAUUGUAAGAUAUACCCAAGGGGGGUUCAGCUAUGAAGCUCUCAAACUAUUCCGUCAAAUGCAAUCUGCAUGCCUGAAGCCAAACCAUGUCGCAUUUACCAGUGUUCUCAUCGCUUGCGCAAAGCUUGGACUACUCCUCCAUGGCCAGUCUAUGCAGGCUCUUGUCUUAAAAAGCCAAAUAAAAUCAGAUGUAUCUGUAUAUAACGCCCUCAUUACAAUGUAUUGUAAAUGCCAAAGACUUAAUGAUGCGGCGAGAGUAUUUGAGAGAAUACCCAACAGAGAUUUGGUAUCAUGGAACGCUAUAAUUGCAGCAUAUGUUCAGAGUGGACAAUCUACAGAGGCUAUAAACCAUUAUUCUCACCUGCAGCAUGAAGGCCUUAAGCCGGAUUCCAAAACCUUCACAAGCGUGCUUAGUUCGUUGGCUGUGCCAGAAGCUAUUGAACAAGGAAAACAGGAUAUGCUCAAAAUGAACUUGGAUAUGAGGCCUUGAGCCUGUUUUCUCAAUUGCAAAGCGUUGGCAUUGCGCCCAAUGCUCUGACCUUUGCUAGUGUUCUGAAGGGAUGUGGGAAUACCAAGGUUUUGGGACCGGGGAAGCAAAUCCAAGCGCUUGUGCUCAAAUCGGGACUUCUGGAAUCCAAUAUGUAUAUUAGUAGUGCUCUUGUUGAUAUGUAUGCAAAGUGUGGAAGCAUGGAUGAUGCAGAGAAAGCCUUCAGAAGGUUGCCCAGGCAUGAUGCAGUAUCAUGGACUGCGAUGAUUGGAGGAUAUGUGCAAAAUGGCUUUGGGGUAGAAGCUCUGGAGCUUUUUUGCACUAUGAGAAAGGUGGAUAUUGAUCCAGACGAAUUCACCUUUUCCAGCAUUCUUACAGCAUGUGCGAGUUUGUCUUUAGAAGUAGGCAAGCAAGUCCAUGCUCAUGUGAAGAAAAUUGGCCAAGAGUUGGAUGUCACGGUGGGGAACGCCCUUGUUACCAUGUAUUCGAAAUGUGGAAGCAUUGACAAUGCACAAGAAAUUUUCGAAAGAAUGGUUCAGAGAAAUUUAACUUCAUGGAAUUCAAUGAUUCUAGCAUGUGCACAGCAUGGACAAUGCAAAGGUGCAAUUAAACUUUUUGAACAAAUUCAAACAUCACAAGUGAAGGCAGACGGUAUAACUUUUCUUGGAGUUCUUCAUGCUUGCUGCCAUAAGGGCUUCGUAGCAGAAGGUCGUCACUAUUUUCAUUUGAUGAGUAGGGAUCGUGGUAUCAUACCAAGAGAAGAGCAUUAUGCUUGCAUGGUUGACCUCCUUGGACGUGCUGGACAGUUAAUUGAGGCCGAAGAUUUUAUCAAUUCCAUGCCAUUCAAACCUGGUAUUAUGGUGUGGCAGACACUGCUUGGUGCUUGUACAAGCUGUGGUAAUAUGGAGUUAGGAAUUCGUACUGCUGAGCAUUUGCUUAGUUUGGAUCCACAAGAUUCUGCAACAUAUGUGCUUCUGUCCAACAUUUAUGCAGCAGCUGGCAGAUGGGAUGAUAGAGCAAGAGUAAGAAAGCUGAUGAAAGACAGAGGAGUCAGAAAGGAAGUUGGAUGUAGUUGGAUUGAAGUCAAUAGCAAGGUGCACGCUUUUGUUCUUGAUAGUAGAUUACAUCCACAAAUGAAGGGAAUCUGUGAAUGAUUGGAAGAACUAGCCAAGUGGAUGGUAAAGGUUGGGCAUGUUGCUAAUGCCAAUUUUACGCUAUUUAAUGUGCAUAAGAAGAAGCACUGUUUUAAAGAAGCCAGUACCAACUCUGGGACAUGAUUAGCAUAAGUUCGUGGAAUCUCUCUAAAAACUCAUUGGAACCUAGGAUUGUGCAGGGAACAUUGCACUCUGGCCAAGUUCAUCACUUCAAUGGUAUGGUAAAAUAUUUAAGUGAUGUGAAUCACUUUCAAUAUUCAAUAAAUCGUCUGUUUUCAUGUGAAUAUGACUGAUAAUAGGACGGAAAGAAAGUUGUAAUGUCUGAGUAAAUUCGUUGGUAAUCUUCUUGUUGAGCAACUAUCACAACCAGGACUGGAUUUCAAUGAAUGGCCUUCUUUAUAAAGUUUAUGUUUGGUGGCUUCAGUUUUCACGUCAUUUUUCAUCAAUGUUUUCCUUUAUAGAUCUGAACUACAACUCUAUUCUUUUGCAAAAAAGAAUAAUCACCAAACUUUCAUGGCAACUGGAAGACAGGAUGGCAGAGCAAGAAUGAGAAAGCUGAUGAGAAGCAGGAUAGGUUGUAAUUGGAUUCAUUCCAUAAAAUGGGUGCAUGCUUUUGUUGUGGGUGGCAGAUUGCAUUUUCAAAUAAAGAGAAAUCCUGGUGGGUUGGAUGAGCUGUCUGAGUGAAAAGGCGACAUUUUGAAAAUGCAAACUUUUACUAUAUGACAUGGAGCAUGAGCUGAAGGAACAUUCUUAAUGCUGCCACUGGAAUAAGGCAUCAGCAUCUUUUGAAUAUCUGUAUUAAAACUUUCAUGGAAUCUCUCUAAAUGGCAUGGUAGAAAAAUUGUGAUGUCCCUCACUUCCAACACUUGAUAGAGGGGCUGUAUUUUUGUGAAUAUCAGUGAUGGUAGGAAAGAAAGAGAGAUAUAAUUCCUAGUAAAGUUGUUGACAAUCUCCUCGUGUAGCAUCCAUCAGAACAAGUUUUAGAAUUUGACGUGUGCCCUUAAAUUUCAAUCUUAUUUUUGGUGACAAGGUCAAUUUUUACGUUUCCUUCUAGCAAUGUUUUACGUGAUAGAUUUCUUUUAGAGGUAUUUUAUGUAUCCUUAUAUGCAGAGAAAUAACAUUUUUAGUGAAAAAAAGGUUAGAUUGCCUUGUGAAAGGAGAGAACUGUAGUAC
Molecule: messenger RNA, 2968 nt
Organism: Cryptomeria japonica (Japanese cedar)
Lineage: Eukaryota; Viridiplantae; Streptophyta; Pinopsida; Cupressales; Cupressaceae
Product: pentatricopeptide repeat-containing protein At2g33680-like
Exons: 2
Coding region: 794-1795 (333 amino acids)
Biological process (GO): RNA modification
Molecular function (GO): protein binding; RNA binding
Source: RefSeq, a predicted model, not a curated record